AUGGUCAAGACCUUCCCACAAACAGAAGAGUCGAUGACAGAAGAUGACAAGAGGAGAAACUAUGGAGGCGUCUACGUUGGCCUGCCAUCCGAAGCUGUCAAUAUGGUGUCCAGUCAGGCAAAGACUGUACGAAAAAAUUAGAAGAAAAUAACGUGACUCAGUAAUCAAGAGCUUGCUCAUCAACUUGGAAGAAGUUGGCUCUGGAGACACUGUAAUAUGUAUAGAUUUUUCCAAAGAAAUUCUAAAACCAUUGUCUCCACGCUGUGCCCCCUCUCCUCAAAUUUGAAAUGUGUAGUUAAAGUCAUGGGUACAGGUUGAAUGUUGUGACGAUAGAAGGGAAUUGGUUAGGCAUUGUGCUUGUUUGUGGAGCUUCCUGCAGGCCACCAGUGCAAGUCAGGCUAAGGCUCGUCCUGCCUGGCCAGGAUGCCUGAUUCUACAGUGCCCCACCCUGAUCAUUCAAUACAAUUCACAGAAAUCAUGUCUUUUCACUAAUACUUUUUUGAUAGUUUUUAUAUAACAAAAAAUCCUUAAUUCUAUUUAUAACUUAAAGUAAUAAGGUACUAUAAAUGAAUUAAAGUAAUAUAUUAUCUCCUGUCUUUCACUAUUUGUAUUUUGCAUUAAUUUUUAGCUGUAAAAAUUGAUAAAUGGAUUCUUACUGCUACUAUCUCUUUCCCUUUUUUUACUGUUUGGGUGUCAAAUUUUAUUUAAAUGUCAGAGGAUUUCCUUUGUUAGAAACAUGUAUCACAUUGCAAUAUUUAAAAAUAAGCUAGUGAAAUCUGCAUGGUAUAUGAAGAUGUUGAUAAAAUUCCUGUUUUCUUUAGCCAAAGGUUUAUGUACUAAAAAUACUUCCUAGCCACAGUCUCCUAUUCUGUCUUUGUGAAUCAUGGCAUCUCCUCAUGUUAACUAUUCUGAUUUCAAGCACUUAUGGUUGAUGCUCAAUGGGAUGUAUGGAAAAUACUUAAUUUGCUAGUGACAUGUGCAUUUAAUUAUUACUACAAUGUAAAUUACUCAGAUCACCAUUGUAUUUCAACAAUUAAACAUUUUAUCCCUA
Molecule: messenger RNA, 1051 nt
Organism: Jaculus jaculus (lesser Egyptian jerboa)
Lineage: Eukaryota; Metazoa; Chordata; Mammalia; Rodentia; Dipodidae
Gene: C6H12orf75
Product: chromosome 6 C12orf75 homolog
Exons: 5
Coding region: 1-141 (46 amino acids)
Source: RefSeq, a predicted model, not a curated record